ACAUCACACACAUGCACAUAUCAGGUGUCGUAGCUUUCCAGAUUUUUGACCGCUUGUCCGUUUCACGCUUCCGCUAACUUGUGCGUGGUUGCCUUCAAUGUUCUCGGCUGACAUUUAAAUGUUGGUGUGCCUGUGCCGUCGGCGCUUGCCUUUAGAAAAGGAAAAGCAAAUCUCGUUCUCCAGAGGAAGUCGUCUUUUUCAUCAUGUUGGACCAUCUAAGCAAGUGGCACUGGCAUGAAACUCGCCAGUUCGGGUAAGAGUGGCAAGGGAGGAGCUUUGUCUGUCCGAUUGUGUUCUGUCGCUCGUUGCGCUCGUUCACAUCUCCACCAUAACACUUGUCAGCGCUCAUCAUUUUCCGUCUCACUUGGGAGUUUUUUCUGCACUCGGAUGAAGAUGGAGGAGCAACAGGACGAUAGGGAAACCUCAUCGAAGCACCGCAUAUCGCGGCUGCUGACCGCAGUGGAGGAUGAGCUUCAGGCCGGAUGGGAGAUGGGUGACCCCACAGAAAGGGGGCUACAGGUCACACUGGAAGACGCCGAGCUGUGGCGGAAGUUCCAGCACAUCACCAACGAAAUGGUAGUCACCAAAAGCGGCCGAUGCAUGUUUCCUUUCCUGAAGGUCAGCGUGUCAGGUCUGGACCCGGGUUCAAUGUAUUCCUUCCUGCUCGACUUCAUCCCGGCUGACAGCUGCCGCUGGAAGUUUGUCAGAGGAGAGUGGCUGGUGGCCGCCCAGGCAGAGGGACGCAGCAAGGGGCAGGACCAUGGUGGAAUCUACAUCCACCCGGACUCACCCAACUUUGGAGCUCAUUGGAUGAAGGCAGCGGUAACCUUUAACAAGGUCAAACUAAACAACAAACACAAGACAGAAGGACAGAUCAUGUUAAACUCACUUCAUAAAUAUGAGCCUCAUCUGUACAUUGUGUGUGUUGGCUUGCAACGUCGUCUAGUUACAGACGUUUCCUUCAAAGAGACUCAGUUCAUCGCGGUCACCGCCUACCAGAACGAAGAGAUCACAGCUCUGAAGAUCAAAUAUAAUCCUUUUGCCAAAGGAUUCCUGGAUACCAAAGAGAGGAACCCAUGUGGGCAGGGCUUGGCAGAGCCAAAGGAGGGUCAUGUUGGAAUUCCAAUGUGUGGAGGCAGGGGUUUUACUUAUGACGACAGACUUAUGCUUGCAUCCCAUCAUCAACACGGAUACAGGCACCAUGGUUAUGCCCGGCGACACUCUCCCUAUCAGGACCUGGCGCACUGCUCUCAUCCUUCUGGUGUUCAGGUGUUAUCCGAAGGGUGGAGCUCCACUGCUUCCCAUCCCCCAACCUGCCACACAUCUUCAACAAUGGCUUCUCACAGCUCCAGGACCAAUCAGCAGCGCGAACCUCAUGCAACCUAACAGUACUGCUCGAGCUGGUGAAGCAUGGUGGUCUCCUGGCCCCACCCAGUCUCUCUAAGAAGGCACAUUAUUGCUUGAACGAAAUCCACCUUUUACCAGUGGUAAAAUAUUAAUUAUUUGUGAAUGGACUUAUCGAUCAUGAACCAACCUCACUCAUAAUAAAAAACUCACGUUCAUAUUGAAAUUCUGACCAUGUACCAGUUUUUAUGCAAAUAGUUGUGUAUCUGGAGUCCCAACCAAUUAAAUCUUAAAUAAUUUUGGACGUGUAUUUGGUGAUGUCAUGCACACUGCUACAUUAAUUGCCAAGUGUGAUUCGGUGGCCUGGUAAUGAAAGUAGUCUAAAGAGAAAACCAAGCACCCUUAAAGACAAAUAUUUUCAUUCGUGUAAGCAGCACUUCAUCAACAGUGCACAAAAUAGGCAGAAAACUAAAGGUUGAAGACUCGGUUGCUAAAUUUCCUACUUAAUGGGAGAGCAGGAACUGCGCAGACCCAACCUUUUGGAUGCAACAAUUUAAAUAGUCCAUUUAAGCUAUUAUAUGUCCCCUUUUAACGUGGGUAGUGUUGGUGUUGCAUCUGAUCGGUUGAAAUCAGUGGUGGGUAAAGUAUUCUUCUCAAUAAUAAUUUGGCUCACUGAGCAAUUGCAUUUUCGAGUCUUGUAACAGUGGUUGCAUAUAUGUAUCUAUUUAAGUAAAUGUUUGUAUUUAUUUGAUUACACGUUUAAGUAAUGAUAAACAUUAGAAUUAUUUAUUGAAAUAAACCUGUUUGUAUUUGACAGACAUUUUAACAACAUUGUUAUUACCCCAUUUACAAAUGAGCUAGCCUAUUUCUGUGAUUUAAAAAUUAAAUGAGGCCUUUGACCACAAAGGUUUGCUCUAAAUUUGUUUAUCAAGUGUUCUUUUUUAUUGUGCUGUUUGCCUUGAUUGUUGAAACUGGUUUAGCUGAUGCACAGUUUUAUUUUAUUUUUAUAUUUAUAUUUAGUUUUAUUAUUACUGUUUAUUGUGUAUGUUAA
Molecule: messenger RNA, 2395 nt
Organism: Hippocampus zosterae (dwarf seahorse)
Lineage: Eukaryota; Metazoa; Chordata; Actinopteri; Syngnathiformes; Syngnathidae
Product: T-box transcription factor TBX19-like
Exons: 10
Coding region: 235-1386 (383 amino acids)
Biological process (GO): cell fate specification; regulation of transcription by RNA polymerase II; mesoderm formation
Cellular component (GO): nucleus
Molecular function (GO): RNA polymerase II cis-regulatory region sequence-specific DNA binding; DNA-binding transcription factor activity, RNA polymerase II-specific
Source: RefSeq, a predicted model, not a curated record